AUGUCGUUCGACAACGUCGGGAGCAACAUGAACCUGAGCAUCCACAAGAUGUACAGCGCGAGGUACAGCGCUCCCACUAAAAUGAGCGAUGACUGCAAACCCGUGGCGAAAAAGAGGAGGUGCACCAUCUCCGUGGCGAAUGAACCAAGCGCUCAUCCAAGAAACCACAUAGAUUACCUUAACUACAACUUCAACAAUGCCUUUACCAAACGAAGGAAGUACUCCUCUCCCUACUCCAUGUAUAACCAAAACAAAAAGUUCACUCCACUCAAAUGCAGAACACAACUCAGAAGCAGCGUCGAUGAAAGUAUUAAGAAAAGUGCCGCUGUGAGGUCCAUAGUGAAUAGGACGAUGAAAAAAAACAAGCCCGAAAUAUAUGAUCAUAAUGAAAAAAAUUAUUUGAAUAUGAGUAAGGCAUACUACCUGAACAUGCUUGACGGAACAGGGAGCACCACACAGUUACCUCAUGCAGGACAGGUAACAGAGUCUUCAAAUCAUACCAUGCAAAACGCACAAAUGGCAGACCAUAGAAGGAACUUAAACGAAACGUAUAUAUUGAGUAGCACUACCCAGAGUGAAAACACAAAAGGAUACAUUAAUACAAAUGCAGAUAGCCAAAAUACAUUCAGAGAGACCCUUCCUUUGUAUAUAAACUCCGAGUCCACAAUUUCUAGUUUCAACUUAGAACGUGAAUUAGAGAAUAAGUUAUACUUAGAAGGAGUUGCACCGAUUGGCAAUGCAACCGGUGCACUACGUAUUUCCCCAGAAAUGGAUGUGAGAAAAAAACUGGACAUGUAUAAAGCAAAUGGCACAGUGAUGGAUUACGGAACACACAGUCGUGCUGAUUAUGUGAGGAAGGAUGACGAGGAAAGGAAGAAAAUAAUGGAGAGCCAUCCACUGAAGAGAAGACACACAACUCAAUUUUUAAGGGAGCAAGAAAAAUACAAUUACUCCGACUCCAAUUACCUAAAUAAAUAUAUGUACGUAGAAAGAAAUAAUAAGAGCAACACGCGGAGGCACAGUGAUGCUAUUAGGUGCAAGUCUCUCAAUGGACUUUACUACAGUGACGUCACAAAUGAACCAAGCGUAUACUCCUUCAGGAGCGAAGCGUUACCGCAAAGUUACCACAGUAGUCGUGGUGUGAACACCUCACGCAAUUCCCACCACAAGGAGUGUUGCAACCAGGACUCCGACAACCCGCUCUUCCACACGUGCUUCUUCAAGAACGCAGAAGAGUUCGAAAAUGGAGACAUCAAGCGGAAAGAGAACGUGGAGCCAAUAAACCCAAACGAAGAAGACGACUCGGUACUGAAGAACGACGCGGAGUAUCUCUUCAGCAGGGGCUUCUUCAAGGACAUUUACUCGAACAUACAACGCAAGGGAGAGUUGAAUUUCAUUGACGAGUUGCUAGAAGCAGAUGACGAAUAUUACAUUAGCAAAAGUAAAUUAAAUAAAAUUAUUGAAAAUGCAAAAAAUAAAGAAAUGAAGUACCACUACAUAGAUCGUAUGUUCUUGUACAGACAUGCCAAAAAUGUAAUUGACGAUGCCGAUUAUGAAACAUAUAUGAACAAGUGUAGAAUCCAGCACAAGUAUUUAGAUGUACCUUUUCCAAAUCUUACUGAAUUAAUGAACCUCAAGUCGGUUGGUCUCUUUGAUGAAGUGGAUGACACAGAUGAGUACUACCAUGCGGAGGUCAAGCUCCUUGAGAGGUAUUACUACACAUCUAGGGGAGGCGGGCCUCCAGAGGAAGGUGACCACCUGCAACAGGGAUACAAAGACAAAAUGAAAAUGGCCAUGCCAAUGGCUAUGUCUGCUAUGGGACUGAGCAGAGGGCAGAAGGGUAGUGAUGGAGGAGAUGUAGUUCAAAACGGGGACGAAGACAAACAGGGGGAUGGUAUUAUAACAAAAGAGACAACAGUAGUAGGAGAAGGAUCAUUAAUGGAGGAUCCACGUGGUGGAGAAAAUGCAAUAGAACACAUGAGCAAAAUUGAAAAUGCGAAUCAAACUGAACAUAGAAUUGUCCUCUCAAGUAGAAACGCUCCCUUUAACGAUGACCCAUAUGAAGAGGAAUUUGCUGACCGAGAGAAAAGGGAGAAAUUAAUUUUCUUAAUGAAUAAAAUGAAGAGAGAAAAAGAUUCCUUUUUCGAAAGGAUCUUAGAUGCACCUGACUUUUCAAAAAUUCUAGAACCCGUUUUUUCUCUCAACGAAAGCUUCCUCCUCUCACACCAACUAUUUAAUGUACAAUAUGCAGCCCAACUAGGACCCGUUGUGUACCUCAUCAAAACAGAGGACGAACAUUAUGUAUACAGAGCGAUUGAGGUUAGUAGAUUGUUCGAAGAAAAGGUAAAGUCCAUCUUAGACAACCAAAAGGUUAAUGGAAACUCAAAGGACAGAAAUGAUUAUUAUGACUGCUUCUCGAAUGAAAAGUUUCCUUUUCUCCACGAGCUCGAUGUUAAGUACUACUUACGAAUACCCAUGAGCACGGGGUGGAAUCACUUUGGCUAUUUGAAGAACCAAAACAAUGUGCUCUUCUUCCGCAGACGUAAGAAUUCCUAG
This is a messenger RNA of Plasmodium fragile, 2556 nucleotides long. RefSeq lists its product as uncharacterized. Lineage: Eukaryota; Apicomplexa; Aconoidasida; Haemosporida; Plasmodiidae. The record is from RefSeq and is a predicted model, not a curated record. Bases 1 to 2556 code for a protein of 851 amino acids. The transcript is spliced from 2 exons. Gene Ontology annotation, molecular function: cyclin-dependent protein serine/threonine kinase regulator activity.